CAGCCGCCGUUUAUGAAAUCUGUAUUUCUUUCCCCAUAUCUUUAAGCCGCAUUCGAAAGCCAACCUGACUUCAAUUCUUGUUGGGUACUAGAGUCAUAAUUUCAGGAUUGCAAUUUGGUAACGUCUCGUAAUAUUUGUGUGAUCAUGAGUCACUACAAUCACCAACAAGCUCCAGUGGUAUAUCCUCCACCUCCUCCAGCAGCGCCAGGGCAAGUGUAUCCUCCUCCGCCUCAAUCCUAUCCCCCUCCAGUCCAAGGUCCAUAUGUUGCUCCACCGCCAGUUGCUUACCCCAUGAAAAAUGGAGUAGAAGUACAGCAACACCCACCAGAAACUAGGCAGAGGGGUGACGGGUUCUGGAAAGGAUGUUGUGCUGCCUUGUGUUGCUGCUGCCUCCUAGAUUGGUGCUUUUGAGGACUCUCUCUCUCUGUGUCUGCCCUUGCCUUUCUCUUCUUCUUGAUUUUCCUUUCUAUAUAUAGAAUUUGCCAUCAGUUCAUGCAGCAGGAAAUAGGUAGAAUUAGAGGCGUAUUGGCAUUUUAUGUACUCCGUGCUCUCGCCGCACAAUAAUACCAUCUGGUUAUUUGAAAUUUCCAUGUGAAUUAGAAUAAGACGUUUAAAGCAA
Theobroma umbraticum is the source of this 619-nucleotide messenger RNA. RefSeq names its product protein CYSTEINE-RICH TRANSMEMBRANE MODULE 9-like. NCBI's taxonomy places the organism in Eukaryota, Viridiplantae, Streptophyta, Magnoliopsida, Malvales, Malvaceae. The record is from RefSeq and is a predicted model, not a curated record. Gene Ontology annotation, cellular component: plasma membrane.